Messenger RNA from Nicotiana attenuata, 955 nucleotides. Its product is annotated as zinc finger Ran-binding domain-containing protein 2-like. Bases 194 to 778 code for a protein of 194 amino acids. Gene Ontology annotation, cellular component: cytoplasm. The transcript is spliced from 6 exons. The record is from RefSeq and is a predicted model, not a curated record. Gene Ontology annotation, molecular function: mRNA binding. NCBI's taxonomy places the organism in Eukaryota, Viridiplantae, Streptophyta, Magnoliopsida, Solanales, Solanaceae.
AACUGAUCUGAAAUCCGAAAAUCUGAUCCGAUCCAAUCUUUAAAAUCCGAUCCGAUCGGAUAUUAAUUCGGAUCGGAAUCGGAUUGCAUUUUCUAGAAUCCGAAAUCCGAUUCGAUAUGUGCUAAAUCCAAUCCGAUCCUAUCCAUGCACAACCCUAGCAUGUUCAGUAUGGGCAGUGGAGGUAUAACUACCAAUGGAACUAUAUAUCCAACAAGCUAAUGUAACCUUUUUGCUUUUGGAACAACUGGGCUUCAGGGUCACAAAGUUGAAAUCUUGUGCCAUGCAUCGCAUUCAGAAUCUUCAGAGAAUACUGAUUUCUUUAUUGAUGAAAAACAAAGUUAGACAUAAAAUGAGCAGUGGAGAUUGGAUGUGUGCUGCAUGCCAACACAUAAAUUUCAAGAAAAGGGAUGCAUGCCAACGAUGCAGCUGCCCUAAAUAUGCAACGUCAGCUGAUGUUGCCAUGUAUGGACUAAACAAAACAGAAGUCUUAGCUGGAGAUUGGUAUUGCAGUGCAAUGAACUGUGGUUCUCACAACUAUGCGAGUCGAACAAACUGCUAUAGAUGUGGUGCCUUAAAAAGUGAUUAUUAUGGUAUUGGAAUGAUGGCAUCAACAGGUUAUGGAUAUGAUGCAAGUGCUAUUCCUGGUUGGAAGAGUGGCGAUUGGUUUUGCAGCAGAUUAGGAUGUGGUGUGCACAACUAUGCCAGCAGAGCAGAAUGUUACAAGUGCAAAACACCUAGGGAUUUUGGAGGUGAUCUGAGAGAAAGUAACCUAUAUUGAGGGAUGCCGCGACAUGAGUUAUUACUGAAGAUUUACCAGAUCUCAUAAGCUUCCUUUCUUUAACAGUUUUUAGUAGCACUUCCUUGUAGUUAAUUGCUCAAAGAAGGUUUCUAAUUCUAACUGCAUUGUAACUGUGCAAAGUGUUCAAUGAAUGAAAUCCCUUCAGAUUUUGCAUUC